UUGCAAUUUGCCAAUUUGGGACAACUCUAAAGUCUUUAGAAAAAGCUUAUUCCUUUACCUUCGUCUAUCCCCAAACUCAAAUUGCUUGAGGCAAAUAUAUUCUGAGCACAAAAGUUGUGCCUAUCCUUACGUUGUGUUGUGUGUAGUUGCUGCAGAUGGAGAAGGCGAGAAACGUGGUGGUGUCGGCGCUACAGUUUGCCUGUACCGAUGAUGUCUCAACCAAUGUCGCCACCGCCGAGAGGCUAGUUAGAGCUGCUCAUAAACAGGGUUCAAACAUUGUUCUCAUUCAGGAACUCUUUGAAGGUUAUUACUUCUGUCAGGCACAAAGAGAGGAUUUCAUUCAAAGAGCUAAGCCAUAUAAGGGCCAUCCUACAAUUUUGAGGAUGCAGAAACUUGCAAAAGAGUUAGGUGUAGUCAUACCAGUUAGCUUCUUUGAGGAGGCAAACAAUGCCCAUUACAAUUCAAUAGCCAUAAUCGAUGCUGAUGGGACUGAUCUUGGGAUUUACAGAAAAUCCCAUAUUCCAGAUGGACCAGGAUAUGAGGAAAAAUUCUAUUUUAAUCCAGGGGACACUGGAUUUAAGGUUUUCCAGACUAAAUUUGCAAAGAUUGGAGUUGCUAUUUGCUGGGAUCAAUGGUUUCCUGAGGCAGCCCGAGCAAUGGUGCUUCAAGGUGCUGAGAUUUUACUUUAUCCUACUGCAAUUGGGACUGAACCUCAUGAUGAAAGCGUUGACUCUCGUGACCAUUGGAAACGAGUAAUGCAAGGACAUGCUGGGGCCAAUUUGGUGCCUGUUGUGGCUUCAAAUAGAAUAGGAAAGGAGAUAAUUGAGACUGAGCAUGGAAAGAGUGAGAUAACAUUUUAUGGAAACUCCUUUAUAGCAGGACCUACUGGAGAAAUUGUUUCAGUUGCUGAUGAUAAAGAUGAAGCUGUUCUUAUUGCUCAAUUUGAUUUGGACAAAAUCAAAUCCAUGAGACAUUGUUGGGGAGUUUUCCGUGAUCGGCGUCCAGAUUUAUAUAAGGUGCUUCUAACAUUAGAUGGCAACAAUCCCGUCCCAUGAUUGAUAAGCAUUUUACUUUGUAACUGUUUUAGAAUCAUGCCAAGGAUGCUCUAAGGCUUUUACAGACUACCAGAACAUUUAUCACUCACCAAGGAGGCAAGAACAAAGGGAGAACACAAAAUAUCAUUUGCUGAUUUCAAUGUAAUUUAAUAAUGUGGAAUUAAAGAUCAAUCAGCGAAGUGAUUUGAUCUUUUGUACUACACUUUCAAGAUAAAUUAUUCAUUUGAAUCACUUCACACUAUGAUUGAACAUAAUGUUUCAUU
Molecule: messenger RNA, 1318 nt
Organism: Gastrolobium bilobum
Lineage: Eukaryota; Viridiplantae; Streptophyta; Magnoliopsida; Fabales; Fabaceae
Product: N-carbamoylputrescine amidase
Exons: 9
Coding region: 156-1055 (299 amino acids)
Molecular function (GO): N-carbamoylputrescine amidase activity
Source: RefSeq, a predicted model, not a curated record